AUGUCCGAAGUACCAGCCUCAAUUCUCCGCGCCCUAUCCAUUCCCAACCCCUCCAAAGCUACACUCAGCACAGCCGGCCUAGGCUCCGGCUUCACCAGCACAGGCGUAGUCAGAGCGACCGUCCCAGGCACAGACGGCCAGAAUGAAGAGCGCAAGUACUUCGUCAAGACUUCUGCCGACGGCGAAGCCGCGAAGGAGAUGUUUCUAGGCGAAUACGAAUCCCUGAACGCUAUCUCGUCCGCCGUGCCGGGUUUCUGUCCCCGCGCCAUAGCUUGGGGCCCUCUUGAAGAGGGCGGCAAGCCUGGAAAGAGCUACUUCCUCGCGACUGAGUUCCUCGAUCUCCGAGCUGCUGGUCAUGGUGGUCCAUCUCUUGCACAGAGGCUGGGAAAGCUCCAUUCGACGCCCGCCCCGAUUGACCCGAAGACGGGAAAGCGGCUGUUUGGAUUCCCCGUGCCGACGUUUUGCGGGGACACAAAACAGCCGAAUCGAUCGUGUGAGUCGUGGGCGGAAUUUUAUGCAAAUGAGCGGCUCUUGACAAUCUUGGCGACGUCCGAAAAGCGAAAUGGGAAAGAUUAUGGAUUGAGGAGUUUAGUUGAGAAGACAGCAGACAUUGUUGUCCCGGCGCUUUUGGGGGAUGGACAUCUCGGGUACGAUACGUCUGGAAAAGGGCAGGGAAUUACUCCUGUUGUUGUCCAUGGGGAUCUCUGGAGUGGGAAUGCCAGCCGCGGCCGCAUUGUAGGGAGUGGGCGGAAAGAGGACGAGGUGGUUGGUGAUGUGGUCUACGACCCGUCGGCUUGUUAUGCGCACAGUGAGUAUGAGUUGGGGAUCAUGAAGAUGUUUGGGGGAUUCGGGUCGGCUUUCUUCAAUGAGUAUCAUAAGAUCGUGCCGAAGACAGAGCCGGUUGAGGAGUAUGAGGAUCGGGUCAGGCUGUAUGAACUGUAUCACCAUCUUAAUCACCAUGCGAUCUUUGGGUCUGGAUAUCGAUCUGGUGCUGUAUCAAUCAUGGAGAGGCUGCUCAAGAAGUAUGGCUGAGCGAAGUAUAUAGUUCCCCUGAGCCUGUGGUGAUAAUAUUCCACCAUCACCUAUUUAUACAUAAUUUACGAGAUUAAGCAAAUACAAAU
Aspergillus nidulans FGSC A4 is the source of this 1121-nucleotide messenger RNA. RefSeq names its product putative fructosamine-3-kinase. The record is from RefSeq and is a predicted model, not a curated record. Lineage: Eukaryota; Fungi; Ascomycota; Eurotiomycetes; Eurotiales; Aspergillaceae. Bases 1 to 1032 code for a protein of 343 amino acids. The transcript is spliced from 2 exons. Gene Ontology annotation, molecular function: protein-ribulosamine 3-kinase activity.